This is a messenger RNA of Glossina fuscipes, 5154 nucleotides long. It is a transcript of the gene rho-5, whose product is annotated as inactive rhomboid protein 1. The transcript is spliced from 6 exons. Gene Ontology annotation, cellular component: endoplasmic reticulum membrane. Bases 58 to 5019 code for a protein of 1653 amino acids. Gene Ontology annotation, molecular function: serine-type endopeptidase activity. The record is from RefSeq and is a predicted model, not a curated record. Gene Ontology annotation, biological process: regulation of protein secretion; regulation of epidermal growth factor receptor signaling pathway. Lineage: Eukaryota; Metazoa; Arthropoda; Insecta; Diptera; Glossinidae.
GUUUUUAUUUAAUACAAUGUAGUAGAUUGUAUAAAUUCAACAGGAGUAUGUGUUUCUAUGAACAAAAGAAAUCCGCAAAAGGAGAAGAAAAAGAAAAUGCAAACAAUGCUCUCUCCUAAGGAUGUUACCCAAAAAUUGCAAGAUUCAAUUAAUGGUACAGAUAUUAAUUGUGACAGUGGUAUACAUACUAAUCACAAUCACCAACAUCCGUCAGUUCACAUUGGCCAGCAGUUAAAACACAUCUCGCUAACACGACGUGAAACUAAUAGCAGCAAGAACAAUGAAAUGAGCUGGUCUAGUGGUGCAAAUAUGAAUGACGGAUGUCCUAAUAAUAUACGACGAAAAACUUCGUUACACUAUCAGCAAAAAUUGAUGACUAACAAAGAGUCAAACACAGAGGAGCCCGAACAUGCUAAUAUUAAUUCAAAAGAGUUAUUUUUAAACCAUUCCAAAUUGCCAACCCCGACAAUUGAACGCUAUGAGGACACGCUGAGUUGUUGUCUUCCACCUCCUUCUCCGGCCCCUAACAGUGAUCAUUUUGUAAGUGAUACAUGCAUAGUUACUUCGUCCAAGACGGCAUCAGACAUACAACCUAAACUGCAUCAUCAACUACCAUUUCCCUCGUCGAAUUCCACCAGCGCUCUAACGACUAAUUCUUUGCAUGGUGGGAAUAGUUGUUCUGCCUCGAAUGUAAUGAAAUCUACUAUCAACAGUGCCAGUGGCAUUAGUAUAUCAGUAACGAGUGCGUGUGGCACACCAAGUGUUCAUCAACCCUCACAUAAAUAUUCAUCGUUCAGCCAUUCCUUAUUGGGAAAUUUCAACGUGGCAGAGCCAAUCGCGCAAAGACCUGCUUCACCGAGUUCGAACCGAUAUCGUCUAGCGGAACGUUAUCGUGAUAGUGCACAGUCUCUUAAUUGCAGUUCAGGAUCUACUGCAGCCCGCUAUGCACCAUCAACAAUGUAUUUUCUGGGUCAAGGUACCACUCAUAUGGUAGCUGGGGACACAUAUUCUUAUAUGUCCUCUACUGUGCAUACACCAAUUAAACGCUAUGUGCCAACACCACCCCCACACAAUGAAUUCUAUCCAACUGAAACUAAUGGAAAUCUUCUUCAUACUCCAGCAGCUUCAUCGGUUAUGUCAAAAUGCGACAGUAAUAAUAGUAGUGACGGUAAUGAUGUUGAAAUUAAUGUUACAAACACUACGAACUUUGCAGUAACCACCCAACAUUUAAGUACCCUGCCUAUUCGCGUGGGCAUGCGCAUUAGAUGUUGUUCUAGUGAAACUACUGGUGGUGAUCUUGAACAGGCGUUGAUGCAAACGCAACCGUUAAAUACAAACCAAUCCUUGACCUCUGCUGACUUAUAUAGUACAUCGCCUCGUUUACAAACUUCAAAUGUUUACAAUAAUGGUUCUCUAAAAAUGAAUGCUAACAGCGCUAACUUCACUGUCGUAUCAUCGGCAUUACAAACCACAUCUAGUUCUUUAAUAGGUGGCAAAGACUCUCCUUCAAUGAACUUACACGAUCAGCAACAACAAAUCUCUCUUAAACGAAGACAUAGUCAAAAUUUUAACAACAGCAUCUCUUCGUCCAACUAUAUAUCAAGUGCCCUAAGCUCGUUGUCGCCUACUUUGGUAGUAAAUGAUAUUGCCAAUCUCGCUCGGCAUACAACAUCACGUACUACGCCCUGUCUUCUCAAUGAUUUUAACGAACAUCCGAAAAAUCAUGCUUUGGAUUAUGUCAGCACUUUACAACCCGACGAUCCUGCCGCUAACUGGAAAAAUAAUAUUAAUAAUGGUAUAGGCAAUGGCAGUACAUUGCCUGCUACCUGCAUGCAUUGUAAAACCGUACGUCGCACUACUGGUGUGCAUCAAACUACGCAGACUACGGGACCUAUAAGUCCAAUACCAAUGUUAACGUCAACUCAACCAACAAUUCAUGCGAAUAAUCGCGUCCCGGUAAACUUGGUAGGCGGCGUUGCAAUGAAUCUGUUAGGAUCUAACGACCAAUCAAACUUUAAUUACGUUUUAUCACCUUCAACAACAGAAUCUCAUAUUUCGCCCUUAACUCCGCAGGGCGCCAAUGCAAUUUCUGCUACUUUACAGCAGCCACAGCAAGCAGAGCGCCUAUUAAAUAAAAAAACGAAUGUAUUUAAUCAUCAACAGCACCAACAAUAUUCCGAAAUCAAGUCUAAUAAUCAUGUAUUAACUACACCCGACCACCUAAUGCAUUUAGAACAGCAGCAGGUCACAUCAGCGCAAAUUAUUUCAAACAGUGCGGGACAUAUGAACGCUGUACAGCAAUUACAAGUCCAACAGCAACCAACAGCUGUAGCGCCUCAAUCAUCGAAGCACCAACGGGUUUCGACGAAAAGACGUUUAACAUGCUAUGUCCAAAAGAAAAUUUCGCGAUUUUUUGGAGUCAAUUUGGCGACAGAAAUCCACGACUAUGCCUUAUGGCAAAGUCGGCAACGACGGUUAGCCUUAAGACGAUUUGGAACUCUGAAAACUGAUAGUGAAUUGCAAGACGAUUUCAAUGAUGUAUGUAGUGUAACAAACGAUGUUGGACGAAAUACUCUCUCAAAUAAUGGUGGUGGAUUAGAUAUUGAAAUACAAUUUCCCCAACAUCAUCAAUAUCACCACCAUCAUUACCACCAUCAAAUUUAUGAGAGGCCGGACAUCUUGCCAGCACGUGACGCAGACGAAGAAAAUAUUGGAUCCAUUAGACAUCAUCAUCAGCAUUCUUACUUCAACAUUAAUUUUCACUUAGGAGAUAAUGUCGAGCGGAAGGCAUCAGUCGCAUCCAUGUUGAUAUCUAGCUUCAGCUAUGUCGUACACGCCAUUAAUAAUCAUCAACCACGACUUUUCCAAAGGCAGUGGUCACGUAGCUUUUUACCCGCCCAUGUUCAACAGCAUAUUAGCAACGAUCUUGCAGGCGAUAACAAUUGCAAUAUUAUAUAUGAUGAUAUUGUUGCCUUACAAGAGGACGAAAUAUUUUAUGAUUCCUCUCAAAUCACUGAACAGAUCGCUUCUUCCGCUAUAAAUCAAUGUAGCGAGAAUAACUUUACUGAGGAGAACAGUGGGGCUAAAAGGCGUUCCGUCUCAAGUAUUUCCCGCAGAACGGAGAGACAAUUGUACCUAGCGGAACGGGUGAACGGUUGGCGUAUUAAUGCUAUGUUUGAUACAAGCGAUAAAAUAUCGCAUUCAAAUUCUCAACCUAUAAACAAUACCCAGCAACAACAACAAUUAUCAUCACAUCGAACCUCUUUGAUGCAAACCCAGAAGCAAUUGCACCAUACAAAUGGCAUUCGCGCUUGCCGUAUCUCAUCCCAAUUGUUAGACAGCGUGUUGGAGAAUUCGCGACGUCCGAUAGAACGACGAGUUAAGUUAUUUUGCAUCAAUGAUUUAGAUGAUCGCACUGAUCAUCGCCCGUUUUUCACUUACUGGAUAAAUACUGUGCAAAUUAUUGUGCUGACCCUUUCACUGUUGUGCUAUGGUAUUGGUCCAAUUGGUUUUGGCAUUGAACAUCGAACGGGACAGGUACUAGUAACCAGCCUAAGCUUACAAACAGUGCAGCAUAAUGAACAACGUAAUGUUUGGAUAGGGCCACGGAAUAACGACUUAGUUCACAUGGGCGCUAACUUCGCCACUUGCAUGAGACGCGACGUUAAAAUAAUGGACAUAAUGAGUAAAACACGCAGGCAAGAGCGUGAGACAGCAUGCUGCAUACGUAAUGAUGACUCAGGCUGCGUCCAAAGUUCACAAGCUGACUGUUCUGUGCGUGGUCUUUUCCCAACGAAGUCAAUAUCGACAUGGAAAAAGUGGUCGCCGGGGGACUCCGGACCGGGCGGGCGUAUUUCAGGUUCUGUUUGCGGACUUGAUCCAAAAUAUUGCGAUGCCCCUGCUUCUAUAGCACCCUAUGAAUGGCCGGAUGAUAUUACCAAGUGGCCAAUAUGCCGCAAAACUAAUUCAUUCUCGCAGCGUUUUCGGUUCAAAGACCACACUGCUGAGCACAUGGUAUGCGAAGUUAUCGGACAUCCUUGUUGUACCGGUGUGUAUGGUGAAUGUCGCAUCACAACUAGAGAAUAUUGCGAUUUUGUUAAUGGUUACUUUCACGAAGAGGCGUCCUUGUGCUCACAGAUUUCAUGUUUAAGCAAUAUAUGCGGAAUGUUUCCUUUUGUAAACAUUGAAGUGCCAGAUCAAUUUUAUCGCUUAUUCACAUCUUUGUGCAUACAUGCGGGAAUUUUGCAUCUAGUGAUAACAGUGGUAUUUCAACAUUUCUUUUUAGCCGACUUGGAACGUUUAAUGGGCCCUCUGCGGACUGCUAUUUUAUAUAUUGGGUCCGGUCUUGCAGGAAAUUUAACUAGUUCCAUUCUAGUGCCAUACAAACCAGAGGUGGGCCCUUUAGCUUCGUUGUCUGGAGUGACGGCAGCCCUAGUUGUGUUGCUAACUUUUACGCAUUGGAAACAAUUGCGUAAACCACAUCUUGCAUUAUUCAAACUGCUAAUAAUUUGUGGUUUUCUGUUAAGUUUGUGCUCGUUGCCUUGGCAGUCGAAUUUCACGGGCUUAUUGGCGGGUACUUGCUGUGGAAUAUUUCUCACGAUGGCUUUGGUGCCGUUUGUAAGCAUCAAUAGAUAUCGACGUAAGCCAAAGAUUAACAUAAUUUGGUCUUGCAUCAUCUUUCAUAUGGUAAUCUAUACUACGAUGUUGAUUACUUUCUAUAUGUUUCCUAUGGAAUUGACUAAACUGAAUUUGGUCGAUGUGCUGACGAGCACAACAGAUAAAAGUAGUAUGAUUAAUACACGUGGCGACAUUAUAAGUGGCAGUUCUGAUGGAAUGAACAGCAAUAACAAUCGUCAUUCGUUUAUGCCGCAACAGCAACAUCAUCAUCAUCACCAAUCAAAUGAUAUUAUUAGCAACAGUGUGUCUGCAGCAUUUGCAGCAGCUGUGUUGUCACUGUUUAAUAGAGAAACGAAUGCGAAACUGAGUACUUAUCCACAAUCGAACUAUUCCUUAACUUAAAUAUUAUUUAACGAAAAGAGUUAAAAUAUCAUAAUACUUAUUGCUCUGAAGUUAGGGCUAUGUAGCAGUCUUACGAACUUUCUAAGGGUACGCGGAAUCAUCUCAAUUCGCAAGGUAUCAUAUGACAGUAACGCA